AUGGAGCAGCUCCUCCCAAAGCAGGGUGCAGCCGACUCCAGGGAGCAUCCAGCUGAUACUCCUGGCAGCCAGGCUGGCGAACCGAGACCCCUGAUGGGACAGGCGAGCGAUGGAUGGUGUGUGAUGAACCUGGCGGGAGCCUCCGAUGACGUUUGUAAGGUCAGAAGUGAGGAGCAGCCGCAUCAGCCAGCUGAGAGUCGGGAUUUGGACCAGGAAGAGUGGGAGGUUGUUUCUGAGCACCUGGCUUGGGGGGAGGCUGGCAAGAACAGCAGCAUGGAAGACUCUGACAGCAAGGAAUGGGAUCAAGGAGACUGCCCUGAUGGGGACUUGAAAGCAAAGAGAGUUGCAGCUGUGCCCCCCAUGUUUCAAAAUAUCCACGUGACUUUCCGCGUGCACUACCUCACGCACUCUGAUGCCCAACUGAUUGGUGUUACUGGUGACCACGAGUGCCUGGGCCAGUGGCACAGCUAUGUUCCCCUCAGGUAUGACAAGGAUGGCUUCUGGUCCGAAUCCGUUAUUCUGCCAGUAGACACCAAAGUAGAGUGGAAAUUUAUCCUGGUGGAGAACGGGAAGGUCAGCCGUUGGGAAGAAUGCGGUAAUAGGAUCCUAGUGACUGGACAUGAAGAUCAAAUUGUUCAUCAGUGGUGGGGAUACCAUUAA
Pterocles gutturalis (yellow-throated sandgrouse) is the source of this 660-nucleotide messenger RNA. RefSeq names its product starch binding domain 1 (gene STBD1). Gene Ontology annotation, molecular function: glycogen binding; starch binding. The record is from RefSeq and is a predicted model, not a curated record. Bases 1 to 660 code for a protein of 219 amino acids. The transcript has a single exon. Gene Ontology annotation, cellular component: membrane. NCBI's taxonomy places the organism in Eukaryota, Metazoa, Chordata, Aves, Pterocliformes, Pteroclidae.